AUGCUCGUGGCUAAACGGAAUAGCCAGACUACUGCUCAAAGUAGUGAGUUCUGGGGGAGCGUUUGGAUGAGGGCACAAUUUACUGCUCUGUUACGCUCUCCUAUUGCGGCACUUGAUCAAACCAAUUUACAUCGUCUUUAUGUUGACAUUGUCCGUCUCCCACAGGCCGCCAGCGUCUACGGUGGUUGCUUAACUUAUAUACCCCAACUCAGUCCGUCACUAAUGCCUUCCUCGCCACUUCUACCGGCUCUAUCAGCCCUCAUCCUUACCUUCAUCGUGCGAAAGGAUAACGGCCGACAUGCACAAGAGCAAGCCAUAGACAGUUACCACAGGGCUCUCCAGCUUACCCGCCAGAUAAUUGGUAGUAACACUACAAGUAGGCGAAAUGAAGUUAUUCUCACUAUGCUGGUGCUUAGUAUGUACGAGGAUUUGACUAACCCCUGCUCCGACCAAUCCAUAUUCAAUCCACAUCUCGGAGGCGCUAUCGCCUUUGUGAAGUCCACGCAAGAUAUAGUCUCAUUCCAGGACGAGACGAGCAAAGGCUUAUACAUAGCACUCCUCACCCGAUUCAUGCCCGCCUGCCUCAUCACCGACAUAACCCACACCGUGGAUGAAUUCCCCUUCACGAUCCCAGAGCUUCUCACCCUGCAUGAUGCACUGCUUCGGACCCCUUUUGUCUCUCCGAGGUCUCGGCUACAGGUUCACCUUUGCAAGCUAGCAAUUCUCCACUUACAAAUCUCAGAGGCUGCUAGCAUCCUGAGCUCAGGACAUAUCUCCUCCACUACUAUCACUGGUAUACACGAUUCGAUGAACACGAUCACCCACCAACUUUCACAAUGGCCGAACUCCGUCCCCAAAGAUUGGAUAUAUACCACCAUGAUAGUCCCUUCCGAGGAUUGGAAUCUAUGGACACCAGUAGCACACAUUUAUUCAUCAUUCUGGGUCGCGAAUGACUGGGCGCGCUAUCGCACGUUGCAAAUAUGUACAUGCCACCUGCGUCUCCGCUUCUAUCAUCUCCUCGCCGCCACCAAUACGGCAUCAAUUCCUCGGAGCAGUCUCUAUAGCGAUGUGUCUACGGCACGUGUGAAGAUCCGCAACCUUGCCAAUGAUAUAUGCGCAUCCAUGCUGUACCAUUUGGGUUAUAGAUGCAUGGGGUCUGCUGCACGACAGUACCCGAUCGAGGCGUAUCCUCAGGGAAAGUACGCAAGGUUAGUGUCGGCAUCUCAAGUCGCAUGGCCAUUAUACGUAGCAGGCAUUGUGGAGGGGGUAGAUGCCGCCCAGCGAAUGUGGAUUGCAGGCCAGCUGGAUGUCAUAGGCGAUGAUCUUGGGGUUAAACACGCGAGUACAAUGGCAGAGGUGGUCAGAGAGCUUGCGCUCAGAGAGUGA
Molecule: messenger RNA, 1386 nt
Organism: Aspergillus pseudonomiae
Lineage: Eukaryota; Fungi; Ascomycota; Eurotiomycetes; Eurotiales; Aspergillaceae
Exons: 3
Coding region: 1-1386 (461 amino acids)
Source: RefSeq, a predicted model, not a curated record